CUGAUUCUCGCCGGCCUUUUCGGUAACUUCUCGUUCUCAUCCUGACACGUUAUGAUUCAUCACUUUCUCAUUCUCGGUAACUUCAGUCCAUUCUCAUUCACUUGGACGUGGUCUGAAUAUGCAGACUCGCUUUCGCAGACACAACAGUGAUUCAAAUGAAGAACCGCCACUCAGGUCAAGAUCUCACUCGGAAUAUUCACACAGUCACUGACUGGAUCAACAAAAAGUAAGCGAGCAACUCCUAUUGUCAGAUGACAUUCUUUCAAGGAAAUGGAAAACUAUCCUCAAAGCGCAAGGUUUGCAAGUCGUUUGAGUGUUCUUCGGACGAAAGUGACUUCAUCUGGUUCUGCUUUUGAACGUGCUGCUUGACCUUGUUCUGAUGGUGGUCGGUGCAAAAUAGUACUAGUUCUUCCUCCUGUACCAGUUGCUAUUUGCUAUAACUAUGUAAACCUGACUAAAAAACUGAAAAAUAGAAUAAUCCGAACAACGUUCAUCCGCGCCUUCCACUCGAUCUAGCUCCACCUGUUAGGACAUACUUGUUCACGCCCCAAGCGGCGACUAAUCCAAGCCCGAGUCCGAUCACGAGUUUACCGAUCUCCCAUCCCCACGAUGUGCCUUCUUCUUCUACGGCGGCUUCAUCUUUCUUCCCGUCUUUGCCUUCUUCUGGCUUCUUCUCUCCUUCAGGUGGGUUGAGGAAUUAGAGGACGAAGUUCGGGCUCUUACAUCGAUAAACCAUUGCGUUCUACUUCUUCAUCUUCAGAUUCUACUGGUACAACUAGUCGGGAGAUCGAUAUGAUAUAAGAGAAAGAGUGGUCAAAAAUAUUAGGUGAAGCUGUAUUGACGACCACCAGCCUUAAUCUUUGCUGCCCUCGCCCUCGUCUUUCUUCUGUUCAUCUCCUGGUGGAGAAGACUCAUCUUUCUUCUCCUCUUCCUUCUUCGGAGUCUCCUUGUUUGCUGCAGGCUCGCCCUCAGAAGUCUUCUUUUUCUCAGAGGAAGUUCCCAAGUGGUCAGCAACAUCUACCAUCUCCUUCGUCAGUACUUGUUGCUCCACCUCUCCUUCUUUCAUCAACGUCGUCUCAUGCUGCUCCAAUUGCUGCUGUUGUGUGUAAGAAGAUGGGCUAG
Messenger RNA from Amoebophrya sp. A25, 1122 nucleotides. NCBI's taxonomy places the organism in Eukaryota, Dinophyceae, Syndiniales, Amoebophryaceae. The record is from the annotation of a GenBank genome assembly.